Molecule: messenger RNA, 2135 nt
Organism: Pelobates fuscus (common spadefoot toad)
Lineage: Eukaryota; Metazoa; Chordata; Amphibia; Anura; Pelobatidae
Gene: OPTN
Product: optineurin
Exons: 14
Coding region: 181-1800 (539 amino acids)
Biological process (GO): regulation of canonical NF-kappaB signal transduction; protein localization to Golgi apparatus; Golgi ribbon formation
Cellular component (GO): Golgi apparatus; cytoplasm; nucleus
Molecular function (GO): K63-linked polyubiquitin modification-dependent protein binding
Source: RefSeq, a predicted model, not a curated record
GAUUUUGGACCUGGCAGGGAUCGCACACACAGGUCAGGUGACGUGAGUCGUGUGUGGGCGUGGUUUCGGAUCCUGCGUGUUACUGCAGGUAGUUCAGCUGGACGCUCUAACUGCCACCGGUGCGCGAGGACCCUCUGAGGGGCACGUGACGUGUGCGGCAGGGUGAUCAAAAUUGUAAUAAUGUCAAAUCCAGUGUCUAACCACGGCUUAGUCAAUGGGAAUCCAAAUGUGUCUCACCUUGCUCCUGGCAUUAAGAAUGAUGCUGAGAUGUUGGACCAGAUAAAGCAAUUGCUCAUUGAAAACAACAAUCUAAAAGAAACCAUGAAGAAAAAGAAUCAGGAAAUGAAGGAACGACUUGAGGACUUACUGAAGAGAGAGAAACUGAGAGAACAAGGGCUGUCUGAAACUGGAAUAUUGGAGGCUAAGCAGCGCUUGUUUGACUUGAGCAAUGAGAAUGAAUUAUUGAGAAAGGAAAUAGAAACAUUGAAGAAAAAAAAGGGGGAGGCUUCUGGUUGUCCUGCCUGUGAUAUAGCUAAUGAAAACAUAAAACAGAUGAACACACAGUUGCUGCGCCUCCAGGCCGAGAAGGCAGAUCUCCUGGGUAUAAUAUCCGAACUACAGGUGAAACUCAGCAGCUGUGCAUCUGAAGACUCCUUUGUCGAAAUUCGAAUUGCAGAGAAAGAUACUAGUUCAGGACAGACAGAGAACAAAACAAAAAAUGGAGAAGAACAUCAUGAAAUUGUUUCAUACAGCAGGCCUAUUGAUGAAGAGCAUGGUGGCUUAGAAUCAGAAGAGCUGGCUGUCAGUAAACUUCUUCAUAGUUUGCGAGAAGAAACGCAAAAAGUGGAGACAUUGGAGAAGGAGCUUUUGCAAGUCAAUGAAAGAGUGGCAAAUCUGGAGAAGAAAGCCUCUGAUCUCUCAGAUAAGGAAACUCAAACAGAAAUUGAACAGGAGCAGGAAAAGGAGUGUGAAUCCGUACUGAUGCUUUCUAGUGAAGUAGAUAUCUUGAAGCAAAAAGUGAAGUCAUUAAAUAAAGAACUUCAAGAUACCAGUGGAAAGUUAACUGAAGCAGAGCAGUUUAAGAACAAGUUGCAAGAUAGAUGCAUUUCUCUUGACAAGAAACUUUUGGAAAAUGAAGUUGAUUUGGAAGAAAAACAAAAGCUAAUUUAUUCUGUGCAGAAAUUAGAACUCCAGGUGGAGAGCAUGCAGUCAGAAAUCAGAAUGGAGCAAAGCAAAACCCAAGCUGAAAAAAAUAGAUUGUCCUCGUUCCAAGAAUCCCAUGACACACUAAAGAAUGAAUAUGAGGAAUUAAAAAAAAUUGAAUCUGAAAGCGUAUCCAAAGUUCAGUAUGAUGAUUUGGUUCAAAAGCUUGACGCAUGUGAAAAAGCUCUGGCAAAGAAGCAGUUUCAGAUUGAUGAACUGAACAAAACCAUUGACAAACACAAGGAAGAUGUAGAGACAAUAGAACUUCUUCGAGCUCAGGUUGAUAUAUAUUGUUCAGAUUUUCAUGCAGAGAGAGAAGCAAGACAGAAUAUUCAUCAAGAGAAGGAGCAGUUAGCAACUCAGCUGACUUAUAUGAUGCAAGAAAAUGAGAAUCUCAAGGAUCAAAUUAAAAAUCGACAGUCCAUAGAACAACUGCAGCAGCGCCAUGGCUCCUCAUCUGAGAGUCCGCACCUUGUACCAAGAGGAGCUGAGAACAUGGAGCAGCAUCAUCUUCCUGUACACACGUGUCCUAAAUGUAACCUCACUGUUCCAGACAUGGACACUCUGCAGAUACACGUCAUGGAUUGUAUCACAUAAACAAGCACACAGGCUUCAGGCUGUUUGAAUUUAGUUAGGAUAACGUUAAUUAAAAGAGGAGAUCACUAAAUCGCAUUGACACACAUAAUUAAAUUUUAAAAAAGGUUUGUUUCUUGAAGCAGUUUAUUACUGCAUAUUUUGAUUUUAUAUUUUUCAAUCUCCUGCAAACUCAUCCAUGAUGAGGGAUUAUAGAAAUUUCCUCAUAAUAUUAUUUGUCAUUAAGAGGUAAAAGACGUGUAAUUAGUUCAUCUUAAUGUAAGUAUGGGGGGGGGGGGGGGGAUAUUUUAUAGGAAAAGGGCAGGAAACCUAAAUUGAAUCUACAGUUUCAGUUGGUA